AUGUUUAUGACAUUAGAUGUGUAUUCAGCUAUUUAUAUGUCAGGUUUGCUGGUGGGGGACAUUCAGGGUCCUCAGACCUGGAUCGAUGGAGAGAAGAUCACUUUGUACUGUACGGGGUCUAACUGUACUCCCAACACUGAGGUUGAAUGGACCGUACAGGAUAAAGAUGGGAACAGCGUUACGAUUUCUGACAUUGUGACAAAGGACACAGAGGAGGAACAGCCGCUCAUGUCAGCAGAAUAUCUGAUAAACAGCGAAAAGAAGGAUAAACCAGGAAAAAAAGUUUGUGAUUUUACCAGCUCUCUGAGUUUUAUCCCAUCUUUAUCAAGACAUCUUAACUCAACCGUGAUUUGCGAGUUUACCUGCGCUGAGAAAACCGAGCAGAAAUCAUUCAAAUACAAAUCGAUUUAUGCCAAACCCCAGUUCAUUGAGCCGGCUGAGUUCACUAUCUGCAAUACUGAAGAAGUUCAACUCUGCAUCAACCUGCACAAAUUUUAUCCGAAACACAUUGACAUUAGCUGGAGCUGUGACCAUCAGGAAUUUCCUGAUAUAAAGAACCCGGAAUGUACAAUGAAUUAUGAUGGAACGUACAAUACCGUGAUCAGACAGCCUGUCCCUGCUGAUUGGUUCAGUGAUCCCAACUGUAAAGUCUGUGUGACGUGGAGACAUGUAUCUAUGGAGUCACCAGGAUGCAGGGAGUUCUCUGUUAAAGAUCUGCCAUGGCAUCCAGAGAUUGAAGACAUCAACAUUCAAAAAUCCUCAGGCAGCAGUAAUAUUGAAUUGCAUUGUAAAAUAUAUAAUUUCUUUCCUGAUUUACUAACGGUGAUCUGGUUUGACAAGAAAAAAGGAAAAAAUGUGACAGACAGUGAAAAAUAUAAAAUCUCUGAAAUCAGAGAAAGGGACGCCAAUCUCACUUUCUCCUGUAACACGUCACUGUGUUUUGAAAAGUCCCUCAUUGAAGAGGAGGAAGUGGAGUUUAUCUGUCGUGUAGAACAUCCAUGUCUGAAGAAUCCAAUCCAGUCCAGCACAGGACUGCUAGAAGUUACUGAUUUGCAGAACUUCAUUGUUAAUAAUAUCCAGGGGCCACAGAGUUGGAUUUUUGGAGAGAAGGUCACUUUGUAUUGUGCUGCGUCCUACUGCAAGGAAGACACUUUGGUGACGUGGAUCCUGAGAGAAGAUAAUGGACCCACCCACGAGGUCUCGGAGCUUCUGUCAGAGAGAGACAGUAAACACGGGAUGCUCCAAUCUGCUGAUUACUUGGCUCUCAGGGAGAGAACUGAGACAUCAGACAGAGAGGGUCUCCAAGAUAUCACUUCUUCUCUGAGCUUCACACCGUCCAUUUCUAAACACAAAAACAUGGUCACAAUCUGUAGGCUAAGCUGUGGUGGGAAAACUAAAGAGAAAACAUUUCAACCAAAAAAUCUGUAUGCUAAACCUAAAGCCUCGGAUUCUAUAAAACUAGCUCUGCUUGAUUCUGGGGAGGUUCUCGGAUCCUUUAACAUUCAGGAAUUCUAUCCAAAUGACAUUCAGAUAACCUGGACCGGUGGCAGACAAUCCGCCUAUGACAAGUUAGAAUCAUCGGAAAUCUUUACAGAUAGAGAUUCCACCCAUAAUGUUCUUAGUGAAUGCAAGAUUGAUGGGCGAUUGUUUAAAUAUCCUGACUUUACGGUGAAAGUGUCCUGGAAACAUGGAUCUAUGGACGUCUGGGAAUCAAGACAGGUCUCAGUUAGCGAUAAAGAUUAUCCAUGGAGACCAGACAUCCAAGGCAUUCCCCUUCCAAGUUUGAUCAAUAACCGCCCAGCUAAUCUGAUGUGCAGAAUAUCCAGUUUUUUCCCUGAUAAUGUGGCUGUGAAGUGGCUCAGGAAAGAGAAAGACAGUGAGGAACGUUUUCCUCUAACCCACAGUGAAAAAUAUAAAAUGUCAGAUCUCAGCCUGAAGAAGCAGAGUGAUAACACGUUUGAGUGCCGGGCAUGUCUGAAUUUCACUCCGUCUGUGAAAAUCGAACAAGGGGCAGAGUUUGUUUGUGUUGUGGAACAUCCGAGUUUAACCAGCCCCAUAGAAAGAAAAACUGGAGCCAUUCAAGUAACGGGAUUUCCAGAUGUAAAAAAUAUCAUUAACUCGGGAGACAGGGUUUUCUCUUUGAACGUUGAUGGUUUUUACCCCAAGAUAAUCACAAUUUAUUGGAAACUGGUUCCUGCCUCGUCGAUGGGUGAUAGUUACACUGUCACAUCUUCCAGUUCAUUUAAUGAAAACCAAGAUGGCAGCUAUACGGUUACCAGUAUCUGUGACCUGAAGAAGAAUGAGUUUUGUGAAGAUAAUAAUUACAGCCUUACAGCCACAGUAGAACAUGAAACAUUGGAGGAUCCUAUUAAUAGGACAAUCAGUGUGGAAAGACAAGAAGCAAAGAUCACAACUCUUCUGAUUCAAGAACAGAAUUCAGCAAAGUCUGCAGAUCUACGAGAACCAUCUGAGGUGGACGCUGGUCCUGCAAAUCAACCAACAGAAGAUUACCAGAAGUUCAUCAUGAACAACAUUCAGGGACCUCCUAUCUGGACCCAUGGCGAGAAGGUCAUUCUCUACUGUACGGCUUAUGAUUGCUCUGAGAAUGCCAACGUUUUCUGGAUUAUAAAGGAGAAUGAUGGAACAUUACAUGAAAUGUGUGAUACAUCGACGCAGCAGUCGGAGAAACCAGAAUAUGUGGCAUUUAGAGAUAGUACAGAGGAGACACACAAAGAGGGUCUAUAUGAUAUAACCAGCUCUCUGACUCUGAUGCCAUCUGUCCUGAAACACUCAGGGGUGAUAAUCAAAUGCAGGAUUGUCUGUGAAGGAAAAAAGAAAGAAAAAACCUUUAAGCUUCAAUCUAUUAAUGCUAAACCAGCAGUGGUGGAGCCAGUAACAGUGAGUCUCUGUGAGUCCGGAGAGAUAAUGUAUUCACUGAAUCUACAGAACUUUUAUCCAAAGGAGAUCAGGAUUAUCUGGACCUAUGGACCAGGACAGUACCAGAAACCUGUCACAUCCAAUGAUGUUAUCAAAAUAAAUCCUGAUCUUACUUACAGCAUCCAGAGUGAAUUAAAGGUUCCUGGGGACAACUUUAAAGAUCCAAACUUUAUAGUGUGGGUUUCAUGGGAACAUUCAUCUCUGGAUCAUCCAGAACACCGGAAAUUCUGUGCUAAGGACCCGGAAUUUACCUGGCGUCCAGAAAUUCAAGAAAUUCCCAUCUCUCCCGUAUUACUGGGUAAGAGGGUCACCCUACAAUAUAAUAUCUCUAAUUAUUACCCGGAUGCUCUGGCUGUGGGAUGGUUUAAGAAGGAGAAGGGAAGUAAUGAAUUGGUUCAUUUAAGAGCUUCUAAUAACUACAGAAUCCCCCAUCGUUUAACACACAAUAAGCAGCCGGAUAACACGUACAGCUGUACUGCAAGUCUGGAUGUCAUAGCAAGGAGCGAACUCCAAGGAACAGAAUUCAUCUGCAGAGUGGAACAUCCCAGCCUGGAGCAACCAAUAGAGAGACGGACUGAACCAUUACUAGUAAAGGCUAAACCCACAGUGUCGGAGCCAGUAACAGUGAGUCUCUGUGAGUCCGGAGAGAUAAUGUAUUCACUGAAUCUACAGAACUUUUAUCCAAAGGAGAUCAAGAUUAUCUGGACCUAUGAACCAGGACAGUCCCAGAAACCCGCGACAUCCAAUGAUGUUAUCAAACCAAAUCCUGAUCUCACUUAUAGCAUCCAGAGUGAAUUAAAGGUUCCUGGGGAAAACUUUAAAGAUCCAAACUUUAUAGUGUGUGUUUCAUGGGAACAUUCAUCUCUGGAUCACCCAGAACACCGAAGAUUCUGUGCUAAGGAUCCAGAAUUUACCUGGCGUCCAGAAAUGCGAGAAAUUCCCAUCUCCCCUGUAUUACUGGGUAAGAGGGUCACUUUACAAUAUAAUAUUUCUAAUUAUUAUCCAAUUGCUCUGGUUGUGAGAUGGUUUAAGAAGGAGGAGGGAAGCCAAGCAUUAACUCCUGUAAAUUCUGGUGAGAAAUAUGAAAUCCCAAAUCUUGGCUCUGCCAGACAGCCGGAUAAUACGUACAGCUGCACAGCAUGUCUGGGUAUCACUCCAUCACUGAGCUCAGAGCAAGGAGCACAAUUCAUCUGCAGAGUGGAACAUCCCAGCCUGGAGCAACCAAUAGAGAAAUGGACUGAACCAUUACAUGUGAAGGCUAAACCAGCAGUGUCGGAGCCAGUAACAGUGAGUCUCUGUGAGUCCGGAGAGAUAAUGUAUUCACUGAAUCUACAGAACUUUUAUCCAAAGGAGAUCAAGAUUAUCUGGACCUAUGGACCAGGACAGUCCCAGAAACCCGUGACAUCCAAUGAUGUUAUCAAACCAAAUUCAGAUCUCACUUACAGCAUCCAGAGUGAAUUAAAGGUUCCUGGGGACAACUUUAAAGAUCCAAACUUUAUAGUGUGUGUUUCAUGGGAACAUUCAUCUCUGGAUUAUCCAGAACAUCGGAAAUUCUGUGCUAAGGAUCCAGAAUUUACCUGGCGUCCAGAAAUUCAAGAAAUUCCCAUCCCUCCUGUAUUGCUGGGUCAGAGGGUCACCCUACAAUAUAAUAUUUCUAAUUAUUACCCGGAUGUUCUGGCUGUGGGAUGGUUUAAAAAGGAGAAGGGAAGCCGAGCAUUAACUCCUGUAAAUUCUGGUGAGAAAUAUGAAAUCCCAAAUCUCAGUCAUGACAAACAGCCGGAUAAUAUGUACAGCUGUACAGCAUGUCUGGUUAUCACUCCAUCACUGAGCUCAGAGCAAGGAGCACAAUUCAUCCUCAGAGUGGACUAUCCCAGCCUGGUGAAACCAAUAGAGACAUGGACUAAACCAUUACAAGUGAAGGCCAAACCUGAAAUGAUGGAACCUGUGAAAUUAACCAUUUGUGACACAGGAGAUAUGCAGUGUGCAAUGAAUCUGAGACAUUUCUAUCCUCAGAAUUUGCGGAUCAGGUGGUUCUGGGGGGAAAAUCUCAUAAAAUCUGAGGAGAAAUAUGAAAAAAAUCCCGAUCUAACAUUUAAUGUUCUGAGUGAAUGUAGAAUUAACGAGAGAGAUUUCCAAAAUCCAGCCUAUAACAUACGCGCUACAUGGGAACAUGAAUCCAUGGAGGGCUGUGAGUCCAGAGACCUUUCUAUUAGAGAUCCAGAAGUCUUUCCGUGGCGUCCGGUUAUGAGUGAGAUCGCCGUCCCACGGCUAAAAGUUGGUGAACGAGCCACGCUAAAGUGCGUUAUAUCGAAAUACUUCCCUAGUGCGCUGACUAUAGAGUGGAUUAAACGGACGCGAUCAGGCCACGAGACGCAGUGUUUGCCUCCCCAUUACACGGUUACUGAUUCCCCCUCACACAGGCUGGAAGAUCACUCAUAUUCAUGUGAAACGUGUCUGAGUUUUACCCCAUCAAUAGCAGCGGAGGAUGGAGCACAAUUCAUCUGCAGAGUACAGCACCCCAGCCUUGGGAAACCCUUAUCACAAAGCACCGGAGUCCUGAAUGUGGCUGAACUAAAACAAGAAAAUGCAAGGGAUUCACCCAGACAGAAGAAAAGAAAAAUAGAGGAAGAUGAUGGACAAGAGAUUGAAUCCCACAGUGAGAAAAAGCAAAGAUCCAACAUUGAAGCUCAUUUAUUGGCAGCUGGCGAACAGGAAGUAGAUAUGUAUGAAGCUUCAGAUGGAAUGGGAGAUUCAGGAGAAGAAGAUCCAAUGAUCACAGACUGAAAGAGUAUAAUGCUCUACACUAUUUAAUAAUUACAUAUUGAGUAAACGAAGAGUCAUCCAUGGACAUCUGGCUUCCACAAGUCUGUUAGCAAAGCUGGCUUUAUCUAGUACCAAAACUGUGAAAUGUAAUAUGAUGUAUCAUGCUAGAUGGGUCUAUUUACUAACGUCUGAAUGUCCACCGUACCCAAUGGGGAAAAAACAUCCAGUUUCAUAAAGGACCAUUAAGAAAAUUCCAGAUUUCUCAGUAUAUUGAAUAGGGUCCAGAUUAUGCAAUUCUCACUCUGUAUGUAGCAGAAUUGUGUCUGGAUAUUACUCUGUGUGAAUGCUACCAGGUAGAGAUCAUGGCUGCAUGAUUACAAUCCAUACCUAGAUGCUUAAAACUCUGACCAU
Messenger RNA from Pelobates fuscus (common spadefoot toad), 6111 nucleotides. RefSeq lists its product as uncharacterized. Bases 1 to 5721 code for a protein of 1906 amino acids. The record is from RefSeq and is a predicted model, not a curated record. Lineage: Eukaryota; Metazoa; Chordata; Amphibia; Anura; Pelobatidae. The transcript has 21 exons.